Molecule: messenger RNA, 1724 nt
Organism: Cydia amplana
Lineage: Eukaryota; Metazoa; Arthropoda; Insecta; Lepidoptera; Tortricidae
Product: protein RCC2 homolog
Exons: 12
Coding region: 265-1698 (477 amino acids)
Biological process (GO): negative regulation of GTPase activity
Cellular component (GO): membrane
Molecular function (GO): small GTPase binding
Source: RefSeq, a predicted model, not a curated record
AAUCAAAAGCAGCGCCUUUUUGGGGCUGCCCGUUACAUUUUGAGUCUGUGCUAAUUAUUUUUUUACGACCACAGACUCAUGAAAAGAGUACGAAAAUGAGAUAAUAAUAACAGCCAUGAAGCAUAGGAAAUAGAAAACAAACGGUGUUUGAUGUUUUUUUUUACGGCAUCCCCAUUUUUUAAGGCCGCGAGCAACGCAAGCUUUGAUAGACAUCAUUAUAAAUAAUAUUCUUAAGUUUAGUUUAUUGUGUUAUACCGAGCAACAAUGUCAAACAACGGCACCCGCAAGCGUUCCCUGCCGUCAGCGCCGCGCGGCAAGCCACGCAAGCCGCGCAGGCAGCUCUCCGAAGACGAGGACAGCGACCACUCGGCGACGUCGGAGCCGAGAGACCAGCAGAGAACGCCCUCGCCGAUGGGAGACGAGCCUACUGUCAAGUUACCAGAGGAGCUGCUGAAGACGUUCUACAAGACUCCCGGAGUGCUGAUGAUCGCCGGCCUGGUGUCCUGGGACCUGACGGCCAAGAAGGAGAACGCGACCGCUCGCACCCAUCCCAACCUGUACACUUUCCAUCGGCUCACAGACCGCAAGUACCGCCUGAUCGUGAGCUCCUGCAGCGCGGGGCACUCCAUUCUCAUUGGUGAAGAUGGUACAGCUUAUACUUUCGGUCGCAACGGCAGCGGUCAGCUGGGCUUCGGCGACACGAGCACCCGGAACGUGCCUGAAGCCGUGCCAGCCCUGCACGGCUUGAACAUCAUCCACGCGGCCGUCGGCCGACACCACUCGCUGUUUGUCACAGAUACGGGCACGGUGUACGCUUGCGGCGACAACAAGAGCGGCCAGUGCGGGCUGGGCAGCAGCUCCCGGCAGGUGCUCAAGCCAACUCGCAUACGAUACACCGGCAAACCAAUCGUGAAGGUGGGUUGCGGGGCGGAGUUCUCCAUGAUCCUGGACUGCAGCGGCGGGCUGCACUCGUUCGGCCUGCCCGAGUACGGACAGCUGGGCCACAACACCGACGGCAAAUACUUCGUGACGUCUACGAAGCUCUCGUACCACUUCGAGACGGUGCCGCGGCACGUCGCGCUGUUCUUCGAGAAGUCCAAGGACGGCCACGUGGUGCCGGUCAAGGACGUCGACAUCGUGGACUUCUCCUGCGGAAACAACCACACGGUGGCCAUAGACUCGAAGAAGCGCGCGUUCAGCUGGGGCUUCGGGGGCUUCGGUCGCCUCGGUCACGCCGAGCAAAAAGACGAGUCCGUACCUCGCCUUAUCAAGUAUUUCGGUACUACGGCGCGCGGCGUGCGCUCCGUGCACUGCGGCUCUACCUACAGCCUCGCUGUUAAUGAGAUCGGUACUCUAUUCCUGUUCGGGCAGACCAAACGCACCGGAGAGGCGAACAUGUACCCCAAGCCCGUUCAGGAUCUCACCGGUUGGAACAUUCGUAGCAUUGGUACAAGUAACACGUCCAUCGUGAUCGCGGCUGACGAUUCCCUCAUAGUCUGGGGCGUGUCCCCGACCUAUGGGGAACUGGGCACCGGUGAAAUCACCAAGUCAACCGCCAAGCCCAAAGAGGUAACCCGCAUGGAGGGGACCAAGGUGACCCAGGUGACCAUGGGCUACUCGCACUCCCUGCUGCUCUGCGAUGACUCCACGGACGAGGUGAAACAGAAGCUCGCCACCAUGCCUGUCUUUGACCCUUAGAUUCGGUAACUGUAACCAUAGAGAAA